Rotaria sp. Silwood2 is the source of this 1914-nucleotide messenger RNA. Lineage: Eukaryota; Metazoa; Rotifera; Eurotatoria; Philodinida; Philodinidae. The record is from the annotation of a GenBank genome assembly.
AUGGGCAACUAUUCAAAAGCACUUUUGGCUUAUGAAAAAGCGAUUGAAAUUCGAAUAAAAACUCUCCCGCAAAACCAUCCUGAUUUAGCAACUAGUUACAGUACUAUAGGCACUGUAUACGAAAAUCUUGGAGAAUAUUCAAAAGCUGUUCAAUUCUAUGAAAAAGCACAAGAAAUCUUAGAGAGUUCUGUUCAAUUAGAUCAUCCAUCUUGGAUUCUUUUAUGUGACAGUAUUGCACGUAUUUAUCAUCAUUUGGGAGAUUACACAAAAGCACUUUCAUUCCACGAAAAAACAUUACGGAUUUGUGAACAAUCUCAACAACCGAAUCAACAUUAUUUAGCUGGUAUUUACAAUAAUAUCGGAACGCUUUAUCACAAAAUAGGAGAAAAUUCAAAAGCACUUUCAUUUUACACAAAAGCACUUGACAUUCAAAAAGUAUUUCUUCCAAAAAAUCAUCCAAAUUUAGCUACCAAUUAUAACAAUAUCGGAUCAGUAUAUAUCAAGAUGGGCGAUUACAAAAAAGCACUCUUAGCUUUUGAAACGUCACUAGAAAUUCGUCAUUUAUGUUUGCCUUCAAAUCAUCCUAGUUUAGCUACUACCUAUAACAACAUCGGAUCAGUGUAUAAUAGAAUGGGUGAAAACUCUAAAGCGCUCGAAUUUUAUAAAAAGACGCUCGAAAUUCAAAAGCUAUCUUUACCGAUUACCCAUCCAAGUUUAGCUACUACCUAUAAUAAUAUGGGUGCACUCUAUGAUGAUAUAGGAGAACAAUCAAAAGCUAUUGAAUCGUAUGAAAACGCACUUCAAAUUCAGCAAAUAUCACUUGGUGAAAAUCACCCUAAUUUAGCACAUAUUUAUAACAAUAUCGGGACAAUCUAUGACCAUUUAAAUGAUUAUUUUAAAGCACUUUCAUUCUAUGAAAAAUCACUUAAAAUUCGUGAGAUAUCUCUUCCGAUAAAUCAUCCUGAUCUUGCUAUCAGUUACAUCAAUCUUGCCUCCUUAUACAAUAAAAUGGAAGAAAAAUCUAAAGCACUACUGUUUUAUAUAAAAGCAUUAGAUAUUCAACAAAUCUGUCUUUCUAAAGAUCAUGUUGAUUUUGUCACAAGUUAUUAUCGUAUCGGUUCUAUCUAUGAGUCAAUGGAAGAAAAGACAAAAGCAUCUGAAUAUUACCAAAAAGCACUUGAAACAAUGGAGAAAACUCUUGAUCCAUUUCAUAUAAGUUUUAUUAGUAUAUAUAAUAAUAUCGGAUUAUUUUUUAAUACAAUCAAAGAAUAUUCAACAGCACUUUUAUCAUUUGAAAAAGCGCUUCGAAUUCUUAAAAACUCUUCUGAAACAAGUUUAUUUGAUUAUGCAUGUGUUUACAAUAACAUCGGUUUAAUUUAUUAUAAUAUGGAAGAUUAUUCAAAAGCAAUUUUAGUGUAUGAAAAAGUUCUUCAAAUGACACAAACAUUUCUUCAUUCAAAUCAUCCAGAAUUAAUAACUGUUUAUAAUAAUAUUGGAUCGGCAUAUCAGAAAACAGAACAAUAUUUAAAAGCAAUUACAUUUUACGAGACAACACUUCAAAUACAACUAAAUACACUUUCUCCUUCAACGAAUUUAAACAUUGUAUCAACAUACAAUAGAAUAGGCAAGAUUUAUCAUCAAAUGAAAGAAUUUACUAAUGCACUUUCUCAAUAUAAAAAGGCAUUGGAAAUUCUUCAAAUGUCAUCUCCUGAAGAACAUCAUAGCUCGGCGAUUACUUAUGAAAACAUCGGUACAUUAUAUGAAGACAUGAAAGAUUAUCAGAAAGCACUGUCAUUUCAUGAAAAAGCGCUAGAAUAUCGACAAAAAUUUCUUCCACUAAAUCAUCCUGAUUUAAUUACUUAUCAUGAAAAAAUUAAAAGUCUGUAUGGAAAGAUCGAAACGAGUUCUACAUAA